Puntigrus tetrazona (Sumatra barb) is the source of this 1872-nucleotide messenger RNA. It is a transcript of the gene pgam5, whose product is annotated as PGAM family member 5, serine/threonine protein phosphatase, mitochondrial. Gene Ontology annotation, cellular component: mitochondrion. NCBI's taxonomy places the organism in Eukaryota, Metazoa, Chordata, Actinopteri, Cypriniformes, Cyprinidae. Gene Ontology annotation, biological process: positive regulation of mitochondrial fission. The record is from RefSeq and is a predicted model, not a curated record. The transcript is spliced from 6 exons. The coding region runs from base 242 to 1243 and encodes 333 amino acids.
GUAGCAGCGACAGCUUUUCGGAGAUUUCCGGUUUCCAAAUAUAUUCUCUCACGCACGGCGUAGGAAGAAAAACGCCUUUUUAUCCAGCCUUGACGACGCACCAGCGAAGGGCUUGUUAUUUUGCCUGACGUUGCGAGGAGAGAGGAAACGACAGCGCUUGCUAGCCAGGGUGACUCGGCGCGUCGUCGCUCCGAAGAGCAGCCGUGAACGUUACUCUCCGUUGACUCGUCUCUUUUGGCUCAUGUCGUUCCGGAGAGCGCUCAGUCUCGCGUGCGGCGUCGCCGGCGGGUCCGCGGUGCUGGUGUGCGCGGCGGUCGCGGCGGAUAAGCACGGCUACUUCGCUGACGGAUGCCGGUUGAGAGACGCUUUGGCUGCCGUGCGUGCGGCGCAGCCUCCGGCGUGGCCCGCUGCGAACGGGUGGGAUUACAACUGGGACAAACGUGACCCCUCAUCUCCGGUGAAUGGGAAGAGAAAGGAGAGCGUCGGUGAGAAUGGAAGUCCGGACGCGGACAACAGCAAACCCAAAGCCACACGCCACAUCUUCCUCAUCAGACACUCCCAGUACAACCUCAAGGGGGACGGAGAUAAAGAGAGGAUCCUGACGGCGUUAGGACGGGAACAGGCCGAGUACACGGGACAGAGAUUAGCGGCGCUGGGACUGAAGUACGACGUUCUCAUCCACUCUUCAAUGACCAGAGCUACCGAGACGGCCAGCAUCAUCAGCAAAUACCUGCCAGGUGUGGAGCUCGUGAGCUGCGAUUUGCUGCGAGAGGGUGCUCCGAUCGAACCCGUCCCGCCGGUCACGCACUGGAAACCCGAGGCAGCGCAGUACCACGAGGACGGCGCUCGGAUCGAGGCAGCGUUCCGCCGCUACAUCCACCGAGCCGACCCCAAGCAGAAGGAGGACAGCUACGAGAUCAUCGUCUGUCAUGCUAAUGUCAUCCGCUAUUUUGUGUGCAGGUUUGUGUUCACUUGCUACUCCGUGCGGUCUCUCUUUUUGUGCUCUUUUGAAACGCUUAGCGAAACAAAUAAGCAUUUGGUGGAAACCACAGCAAGUCUAUCCACGGAAAAAAAACUAAAACGAUCGCGAUCGGCCCUGCAGUUUCCUCCGGAGGGCUGGCUGAGGAUGGGCCUGAACAACGGCAGCAUCACCUGGCUGACGGUUCGACCCAGCGGCCGCGUGGCUCUCCGAGCGCUGGGAGACUCGGGCUUCAUGCCUCCAGAUAAACUCACUCGCACAUGACGCUCUCAAGCUAGACCAGCAUGCCUCAAAACAGCCUAGAACCUAAGGAUAGUUGAGGUGGGCAGAUGUUAGAGUUGCAAAGGAUCAAAAAAAACCAAAAAAAAAAAAACCUUAAAUGUUCUCCUGAAACUUUUUAUUAAAUGCCGUUCGAGUCACAAUAUUUCAGAAUAUGGAUUUCAUAUUCAUCAGCUCCACUAGCUUGUUUAAUAAAAACCUUACAUAGCUGCAAUUUAUGAGAAUAAGUGACAAUUUAAUUUGCAACUCUACCAUCUGUUGCUGUGAACAGUGACUCCACAAGUGUCUUGAGGGUAUUGAUUUUGUAUUUUUUAAAAGCGAGCGAGUUAAGAAUCAUUGAUGUUUCUUCAAUUAUACACUCCCGUGCCAUGCUUCGUCUGAUCUAAGGUGGAAUUAACCAGCAAGUGUACUUUUUUUUAUGUUUAUGACGAGGUGUCUUUUUCCAGCUUUAUGCAAACUCUGGAGGCCUCGCUGAGGCACUUGGUGUGUAUUCGCACCGUUUACGAUCGUUUUAGAAUCAAGGUUUGAGUUUGGUAAAAAUGUGAGAGGCUGAGGAGGACUCUGUAGAAUUGUUUGUAUGUUGUUGUUUAUGGCAGUAAAAAUUAAUUCAUUGA